AAACUCAACAAGAAUUUAAUGAGAAGAUUGGACCGCACAUUGAUACCAAUUGUAGUUCUGCUAUUUCUGCUGAACAUUCUGGAUCCGAAUAAUAUUGCCAAUGCGAAGAUUGCUGGGUUGCCAGAUACAUUAGGGAUCUCGAAUUCUCAGUACAAUACUUGUCUGAUGAUCUUUUAUGUCGGAUGUAAGUGGACAUGCCAUCUUUACAUCGGAUCCUUGCUGAUGUGUUACCUUAAAUUGCGGCCCUCGAUUUACAUAUGCUGCGUUAUUCCAGCAUGGAGCAUUGUGUCUAUGUCACAAGCUUUCACUCGGAACUUUGCUGGGCUGUCUGCGUCAAGAUUCAUACUUGGACUGGUUGAAGCCCCGUUUCUCCCUGCUGUCUUUUUCCUGAUGAGUGGUUGGUACAAGACUCGCUACACAGAAAAGGGCAGUGCCAGAGGCCCUGACAGAUGGGAAAUAGGUCUUAUACUGGAGUUUCUGGAUUCUCAUUGAGGGGGUAUCAGCUUCGAACGAUUAGUCAUGUCCUUAUGAGGUUAGGAAUCAGAUGGCGGAGGUGAUGCUUGUGGACUCAAUAACCAGCAACGCACGGCAAGACCCGGGGAAAGGCGCUCUGCAGGUAAUGAACCAUGCUUCGGGGUCUGGAGCGAUCCCAUUUCACUGCCGGCUGUCAGAUUCUAAUCUGGGCCUCGCCCGAUGGCGACAUGAUUGAGAGAUUGCGUCUCGAUACAGUACCUUUCCCGC
Molecule: messenger RNA, 741 nt
Organism: Hyaloscypha bicolor E
Lineage: Eukaryota; Fungi; Ascomycota; Leotiomycetes; Helotiales; Hyaloscyphaceae
Exons: 3
Coding region: 19-492 (157 amino acids)
Cellular component (GO): membrane
Molecular function (GO): transmembrane transporter activity
Source: RefSeq, a predicted model, not a curated record